AUGUCGGACCUCGAAUUGACGCUGGAGAGACUGCGCAACGCGUAUGACAAGCCUGAAUACGCAAAGGGCCUUAAUACGGCGUUGAGAAAGGCAUUAAGGCUAUUUGCCGCGGCUGCCAGACUGGACUUUGUCCAAGACAAUGCGGGCAACAUACACAUCUGGAAGCAUGGUCGGGAUCCCGAACUAGCAAACAUCGCAAUAGCCUUCCAACUAGAUGAAAACCGCUCACGUGCUUCUUGUGAAAGUGCGUUUCGCCUCUUCCACCAGCUGCAACGGGAGAAUUUACUCUGCGGCGUCACUCUGUUGGGCUGGACCUCAGUGGGCGACGAUGACCUCGGACGCGAACUGUGGGAAAUGUGUGGUUCCAUGUCGAGAAAACAGCCAGUGCAGCCUGAACUCGAGCAGUUUGCGACAUUUGAAGACGUGUCGAAGUUUCAGUUGUCGGCGGUCUUUGAAGUGGCCGAUACACAAGAUAUGCCUUUGGAGGCAGAAGGAGCACCUGUUAUCAUCGAACACGUCAAGAAAGCAGCCUCCUCAGCGGUAGCAACCAGGCCAGCAGUCCGGAAACAAAUGCGAGCGCCAGAAGUACGCAUCAAGGGCCGAGGUGCUGAAGCGACCGGCUUUGAAGCAAUCAAGACUUACAGCGCAUAUGUCGGGGCGUUAUUUGACAACUUCGACUAG
Molecule: messenger RNA, 681 nt
Organism: Cladophialophora immunda
Lineage: Eukaryota; Fungi; Ascomycota; Eurotiomycetes; Chaetothyriales; Herpotrichiellaceae
Exons: 2
Coding region: 1-681 (226 amino acids)
Source: RefSeq, a predicted model, not a curated record